Messenger RNA from Zalophus californianus (California sea lion), 3915 nucleotides. It is a transcript of the gene PPP6R2, whose product is annotated as protein phosphatase 6 regulatory subunit 2. The coding region runs from base 360 to 3146 and encodes 928 amino acids. Gene Ontology annotation, molecular function: protein phosphatase binding; protein phosphatase regulator activity. NCBI's taxonomy places the organism in Eukaryota, Metazoa, Chordata, Mammalia, Carnivora, Otariidae. The record is from RefSeq and is a predicted model, not a curated record. The transcript is spliced from 24 exons. Gene Ontology annotation, cellular component: nucleus; cytosol.
UGGAGCGACCCUAGCGCCGCCCGCGGCCUGAGCCGGUCCCGAGCCGCUGGCCGGCCCGCGCCGUGUCCGUGGGCGCCGUGUCCGUGGGCGCCGCGCCCGGCCGGGCCCAUGUGCGUGCGGAUAGCCCCAGGUCGCCCGGGCUUCGCCUCCGCCAGCGCCCUGGCCUCCACCCGGGCCUCCGAGGAGCCGCCGCGACGCCCGGCCCGCGGGGCAGGUGAAGAGAUUAUAAAUCUUCUACUGAAUGAAAAAAUCUUCCUUAAGGUUACAUAUAGUUCAAGAAAAAAACCCCAAAUGUUUUAUAUUUUGUUUGAAUAUAAAAUUAAGCAAGAAGUUUCCAUAAAAGCUUCGUGGCCGUCACCAUGUUCUGGAAGUUUGACUUGAACACCACGUCCCACGUCGACAAACUGUUGGAUAGGGAGGAUGUGACGCUGCGAGAGUUAAUGGAUGAAGAUGAUAUCCUGCAGGAGUGCAAGGCUCAGAACCAGAAGCUGCUGGGCUUCCUCUGCAGGCAGCGGUGUAUGGAGGAGCUAGUGAGCCUCAUUACACAGGACCCGCCCCUGGACAUGGAGGAGAAGGUCCGCUUCAAGUAUCCAAACACAGCCUGUGAGCUGCUGACUUGUGAUGUGCCACAGAUCAAUGACAGACUAGGAGGGGAUGAGACUCUGCUGAACCUUCUUUACGAUUUCUUGGACCACGAGCCGCCUCUCAACCCUCUGCUCGCCAGUUUUUUCAGCAAGACCAUUGGUAAUCUCAUUGCAAGAAAAACUGAACAGGUGAUUCUGUUCUUGAAGAAGAAGGACGGGUUCAUCGGCCUGGUGUUGAAGCACAUUGGCACCUCGGCCCUCAUGGACCUGCUGCUGCGCCUCGUCAGCUGCGUGGAGCCGGCUGGGCUCCGGAUGGACGUCCUGCAUUGGCUUAAUGAAGAGAAGAUCAUCCAAAGACUCGUGGAAUUGAUCCAUCCAAGUCAGGAUGAAGAUAGACAGUCCAACGCCUCUCAGACCCUCUGUGACAUCAUCAGGCUGGGCAGAGAGCAGGGCAGUCAGCUGCAGGAGGCUCCGGAGCCCGACCCCCUCCUCACAGUGCUGGAGUCGCAGGAGUGCGUGGAGCAGCUUCUGAAGAACAUGUUUGACGGAGACCAGACUGAGAGCUGCCUCGUUAGUGGGACUCAGGUGUUACUUACCUUGUUGGAGACAAGGCGGGCUGGGACAGAGGGCUUGGUGGACUCCUUUUCUCAGGGACGGGAAGGGCUGUGUACCGUCAGCAGCGGCGUACUGCACGGCAUUGAGCCACGGCUGAAGGACUUCCACCAGCUUCUGCUCAGCCCGCCGAAGAAAACAGCAAUCCUGACUACCAUUGGCGUGCUGGAGGAGCCCCUGGGGAACGCCCGUCUGCACAGUGCCCGCCUCACGGCCGCACUGCUACACACAAACACACCUAGCAUCAACCAGGAGCUCUGCCGGCUCAACACCAUGGGUUUACUGCUGGACCUGUUCUUCAAGUUCACUUGGAACAACUUCCUGCACGUCCAAGUGGAGCUGUGCAUAGCCGCCAUCCUGUCCCACGCUGCUGGGGAGGGCGGGGCGGAAGCCAGCGGACCGGACAGGGGCCCGGACACCCCCCAGCCUGCCGCCAGCCGCCCGGAGAACACAAUGGUGACCCAUCUGUUCCAGAAGUGCUGCCUGGUCCAGAGGAUCCUGGAGGCCUGGGAAGCCAAUGAUCACGCACAGGCGGCAGGCGGCAUGAGGCGCGGCAACAUGGGCCACCUUACCCGGAUCGCCAAUGCGGUGGCACAGAACCUGGAGAAGGGCCCCAUGCAGACCCACAUCAGCGACGUCAUCCGAGGGCUCCCUGCGGACUGCCGAGGGCGCUGGGAGAACUUUGUGGAGGAGACCCUGGCGGAGACCAACCGCAGGAACGCUGUGGACCUGGUAAGCACCCACCACCUUCACCCCUCGAGUGAGGAUGAGGACAUGGAGGGCGUUUUCCCUAAUGAGCUGUCCCUGCAGCAGGCUUUCUCUGAGUACCAGGUCCAGCAGAUGACGGCCACCUUCGUGGAUCAGUUUGGCUUCAACGACGAGGAGUUUGCUGACCAGGAUGACAGUGUCAAUGCUCCCUUUGACAGGAUCGCAGAGAUCAACUUCAGCAUUGAUGCUGACGAGGACAGCCCCAGCGCAGCUCUGUUUGAGGCCUGCUGCAGUGACCACAUCCAGCCCUUUGACGAUGACGAGGAGGAUGACAUCUGGGAGGACCAGGAGACGCACUGCACUGCCCGGGUGACGGCCAGAGCCAGGUUUGGGGGUCCUCACACCUCAGAUAGCUGUUCCAAGAACGGCCUGGAGCGUGGAGGCCGGGACAGGAAGGAGGGUUUGGAGGCAGACAAGGAUGCCGCUCGGGCAGGUGCCCCUCUGGCUUCUACCCAGAAGGAAGGUCCUCGCUUGGAGGGUGGCUCAGAAGCAGGCACCUCGUGGACGGUGUUUGACGAGCCGGUGAACUCACCGGCACCGGCCCCGGGAGUGGCGGUGGACGUGGGUUCCAACGUGUGGGCCGCCAGCACCCCCAGCCCCUCGGCUUUGGAAGAAAAAGGCUGGGCCAAGUUCACCGACUUCCAGCCUUUCUGCUGCUCCGAGUCGGGGCCUAGGUGCAGCUCCCCAGUGGACAUGGGCCACGGCGAUGCCCAGGCUGGCCCGAAGCAGGGCCCCGAGAGAGCCCGCCCGGCCUCCCCAUGUGCCUGGAGCGCCUGUGUCACCAGGAAGGCCCCCUUGGUGGUUUCCGACCACGGUGAGGGCGAGCAGAAGAUGGCUGGUGCCUUGGAAGCUGUCAGUCUGGGUCGCAGCCGGGAGGCUCCCCUGCUGCCCGCGUCAGUCCCCAGGACGGACACACUGUCAGACCCCACCUCCCCCACGCCUGCAGAAGCAACCUUUGCCCCGGCUGUGGCUGUCCCCCCCGAGGCUGCCGUGGCUGCCACCCCAGCACCGAGCAAGGCCAGCCCCGCCCCAGCCACCAUGGCAGGCCCCCCGGGGCCCGUGGCGGCCAUCAGCUCUGCGGCCCCAGCCACAUGCACAGUAGCCAUCCUGGGCACCGUGAUGAAAGACAGGAAGAUGGACUCACCACCCCCUGCAGGAGCCGCCUUGAACGGCCCCGUGUGAUGCUGCUGCCGCCCAGCCACGGCGCGCCCUUAUCGAGAAAACUACCUGGUGAUGCAAUUUGUCUUUUUUAAUUUAAUUUAAUUUAAUUUUAAAAUAAAUGCUGCAUUGGUAGGGCUGCCAGUUGGAACCAGUCGGACAGCCCAGCUUGCGUCUCUCCUGCCUGACCCCAGCUCCGCGCACAGCAAUAAGGCCUCAGACGUGCGCUCUGCCGGCGGGAGCCGGGGGCCACGACCCCAAGACACCGUGCGCACGGAGGGCCGCGAUGGGCAUGGAUGCCACAGGCUCCGAGCCUCAGUUUUUACGGAUUUUUUUUUUUUUUUUUAAACAAACGCAGGAAAGAGCCACGUGUUUGCACUUUUGUGUCCAGCCACAGCGAAGGGUCUCCCUGGCUCUGGGGACAAAUGUGGGUCUGGAGCUGGACUGGCCAGACAGGGUCUUAGCUGCCCAGUGUCCCUGGGAGCUGGCCUGGAGCCAGGCUGCAAAAUUUGACUGCCUUAAAAUAAGACCCUCACGGCCUGGUGGGGCAGUUGGGGCACCUGGCAGGGGCUGGCCACGGGUGUGCAGGAUGGGGUGCAGGGGUGUGGAGACUGGCUUCAGCGGUGCCAGGUGGGGUGGGGUCUGCACCUGUCGGGGAGGGCAGGGCCAGGCCACGUUGUCCUGGAGGGGUCUGUAGGAUUACUUUCUGUUGAGUCCAUUUUUAAUGUUCUGAUAAUCUUGACAGGGCAUCCAAGACCCCAACUCCCAAUAAAAGUUGUGUUAUUCUUACUGA